UGGUCCUAACUUCUAUUUCCUUCUCCUAUUCUCAGAGACUCUCAUUUACGAACGAUAAACAUUUAUUUUAAAUGAUUUUUCAUGGAGAUGUUCAGUAUGAGCAGAGGCGUAGGAGGCAAGUAAAAGUUAGGGAGACGCUUUUUUUGCAAAAAUGGGCACUUGAGUUGUAAAAAAGAGCAAUAUGCUACCCAAAAAUCCAAUGUUUGUUCUUUGCCGUGUUGCGACGCACUUGCAUCUUACAAAAGUUGUUGACAAAGCGAAAAAUUCAAGUGCAAAUUUAUACAAACCUUGUAUUGACCGGAUGCAAACCAUUCAGACCGGAUGUGACAUAAUGUAGUAUCCACCCCAAAAUACGCAUAACUAUUUAUGACUUUCAGACUUCACUCUUUAUGAAUUCAGAUUGACAAUGAUCAACGACACACAUGUAGUAUAUUAUAUUGUGCUUCAGUGUGUGCAUGGUCCUCGUGUACAUAAAAUACGUUUCUUGUGUACGACUUGCAGUUUUGGAGUUUCUGGAUGUUUUACUAAUGUAUUUAUGGAUUAAAACAUUGUUUAUAUACAAGUCACGAUCUAUUAAAUUAGUUUAGUUAGAUUGAUCAAUUGUAUUAACGGCUGGUGCUCUUCUUGAAACUUUCUCAUAUUAUCGCAUUGGAUUGCUUGUCAAUAAUGGUGUUUGUUUGCUCAAAAUCAAGAUGUUAUGGAGUAAUUUUCUUUCUAAUAAUGUCCAUAAUCGUUGGAGUAUUCUCGCAAACUCUACCAAACAUUUUCACAAAGGAAACUGGAACUCAACAUGUCUUUAAUUGUGGUGUAACCUUGACUGACAACAAAACUGUGAAAUUUACUUGUAACAGAAGGGAAAUAAUUCCUAGCGACAGAAUCAAAGUCAACGGAACAUUUCUCAUCAUGUCUGAUUUAAAAGUGUUGGAUGGUGGGCAAUAUUCAUGUAUUUUUGAUCAAAAUGGUAAAGAGACAACUAUUAAUUUGGGUUAUCUUAUCGUCCGACCAGCAAAAAAAUAUGAAUUUACGAUUUAUCCAAAAGAUGUGACCAGUAGAGUUACUGAAGGUUCAAACUUUGAAUUUUGUUGUGAGUAUGGAAAAGGUUCAACAAAAAUUAAAUGGUACAGACGACGAAGACUAAAUGGUACAGAAGUUGAGGAUUAUGUUCCUGAAAAUCUUAUUACUGUUAGAACAACUCCUCAAAAAAGUGUUGAAGUGUAUCACAUUCCAACAGUGUCUAUAAACGAUGCAGGUGUUUACAGUUGUGAAGUUGCUGGAAAAAAUAACAGGAAAAUUUUAUCCGAUAUACGCAUUCUAGAAGUCAUAGAAAGAAGAGCUGCCAAAUUUAAAUCUGUGAUAAAUUUUUUUCAUUUUAAUGAAGCAGAUAAAGCUGAGAUAACGCUUUAUGUUGAGGAAUAUCCAUUUCCAAAAAUCACUUGUUAUAAAGAUAGCAAAGAAAUUAUAUUUUGUAUUGGAAAGAAAAUGAAAGGUUCUCCAAAUUUUGAUAUAUUGGCCUGCGAACAGGAUCAAUAUGGAUUAAAUGGUGUCCCUCAGUUGAUUAUUGAAUCAAUUUCUUUUGUGAGAGAUGAUGGAAACUACACAUGUGUUGCCACUACCAACAAUCCUCCUGGGAGGGACGUUGUUUCAUUUUACGUCAAUGUUGAAGUGCCACCAUCCAUCAGCAGAGGAAACAGUAAAUAUUUCACAGCACGACACAACACUGAAGGCGAGAUUAAAUGCAUGAUAAGAUGGUCUAAUCCAAGACCCAAUAUAACUUGGUAUCAACAGAUUGUUAUCAACAGUAGUAAACCUGUUUCAAAUAACUGGAUCCCUUCACAGUAUAAGUCUUCGUUUGAAAAAGGAAAAAACAAAGGACAAUAUGAAAUUAUUUUGAAGAUACCGUGGUCUGAGGAUGAUGCCUCAAUGUUGUUCAGAUGUGUUGCUCAAAACAUUCAUGGAAAUGACAGUAGAAUUUUUAGGUUUCUGCGAUUUGGAGAUAACUUUGAUCCGUUUAAAGUCUUUCCUUCUGGGGAAGUAAUUUUAAAUGAAAACGAGGACUUUAUGGUAAUUUGCAGAGUAGAUGUUUCGAUUCGUGAUAAUAUUGCGUUUUACAAAGAAAAUCCUCGUCGUGAAGUGAUAAAUAAUGAAAGAACAAACAUCACCAUAAGUAGAAAUCCUCAAUAUCGUAAUGUUACAAUGAAAAUACGAAAUAUCAACAUCAAUGAUUCUGGAACUUACAGAUGUAGUGAAAAAAAUGCUCUCAGUAAUGAAUAUGCUGCUGUAACGUUGAAUGUACGAGGAAUAUAUCCUCCUGUAAUUUAUCAGAUGAAAGACACUACGGUGAAUAAGGAUAAAGAUAAAGACGCAGAGUUGAUUUGUAAUGUGUCAGGUAAUCCUCGACCCAAAGUAACAUGGUCAAGAAAUGGUGAAGAAAUUGGUCGUGUUAUAAUCACAAAUUGUAAAACCCAAGUUCCUAACUAUUACUUGAAGAAUGAUGGAACAACUCUUAUUAUUUGUGGCGUUGAUAUUUCACAUUCGGGAAAUUACACAUACUUUGCAAAAAAACAGUUAGGAAACGUCACAGCAACUGUUUAUCUUAAUGUUACUGGUAAACCAAAGAUCGACGAACCAUCAACUUUAAGAGAUGAAAGUCUUUUUGCCAAUGAAAAGAAAACGUUUAGUUGUGUGGCUAGCGGUAAUCCUAUACCUUGGGUACAAUGGAUUUCUAUCGAUAGUGAUGUGAAGCUCACAGCUAUAGCAAAGAAGGAAAUAGUUAUGACAGUUGAAAAAAUGAAUAAAUCUUACAUCGGAAAUUAUUCUUGUAAGGCAUGGAACUCGUUUGGUAUUACAGAGAAACGUUUGUUGUCACUAAGACUUCGACCUCAAGAUCCUACACCUACGAUCCAAAACGACGAUGGUACAUCACCAGGAACCAUUGCAGGGAUAGUUAUUGGUGUUUCCAUAGUCAUCAUAUUAAUUAUCAUCAUUGUUCUCUAUUGAAAACAAAAACAAAAAUUAUCAUUCUACAAACAUCAGUAUUUUCUACGUACUGGAAAUUAUUCAAUUGACCCCAGUAUAACGCUUAAUGAGCAAAGUAUGAAUUUACCGUACGACUCUGAUUGGGAAUUUCCUUUUGAAAGACUCGUUAUGGGUGAUCGUCUUGGUGCAGGAGCCUUUGGAGAAGUUUACAAAGCUGAAGCAAUGGGAAUUUUAGCUUUAAAUCCCCGCGAUAAAAGCAGCAUUGCUCGUAAGAGAAGAUCGAAAAUACGUCGUACUUUAAGGGCAAGUCAAAGACCUAAAAAGAAAGACCAUUUACAGCCUAAUUCAACCAAUGCUAUUGUUGCUGUAAAAACUGUUAAAGCUCAUGCAACAGAAUGUGAAAUACAUGAUAUAGCAGACGAACUGAAACUAAUGAUUCACAUUGGUGAAAAUAAAAAUAUCGUUAAUUUACUCGGCGCUUGUACGAAGGGACGGCAACUUUAUGUAAUCUUAGAAUUUUGUCCUCAUGGAAAUUUGCUGACAUUUUUAAGAUCCAAAAGAUCUUUCUAUGAAAGCACCUGGGAAAAGAAAAUUUAUGAUCCAGAGAAAGAGUUUACUUUAAUUGAUAUUGUUGGUGCUGCUUUUCAAAUUGCCAAAGGAAUGGAGUUUCUUGCUUCACGAAAGUUAAUACAUCGUGAUCUUGCUGCCCGUAACAUUCUUGUUGCUGAAGAAUACGUCAUGAAAAUAUCAGAUUUUGGUCUGGCACGAGAUAUAUAUAAAAGCGAUGUUUAUGUGAAGACAUCCAGUGGUAUGUUACCUGUAAAAUGGAUGGCUGUAGAAUCUUUAUUUGAUCGCGUAUAUACUCAUCAAAGUGAUGUUUGGUCGUUCGGUGUUUUACUGUGGGAAAUGAUGACUCUUGGAGGUACGCCUUAUCCCGAUCUACCAGCUGAACAAUUGCUGGAUUUUUUAAACCAAGAAAAACGUAUGCCACAGCCCAAUAAAUGUCCAUUGGAAAUCUAUACAAUCAUGAGAGAUUGUUGGCAGGAACAACCACAAAAUAGACCAACAUUUUCCAAUUUGGUAGAGCAUUUUGGAAGAAUAUUGGAACGACAUAUGGAAAAGACGAAUCCAUAUUUACACAUUGAAGCAAGUGCUGAGGAGAUUGAGGCGGCAAGGGAGAAAGAUGAAUUAUUGAAAAAAAAAUCUGAUUAUUACUUACAACCAUUGCUCAUUUCCAAUAAAUUACAUGGCUAUGACUCCAAUGCACCAUUACCCACCCCUCCCACAGAUGCAUACACGGCACCUACAGCUCCUUUACCUGAAGUUGCUGUUGAACCAUCAACACAGAAAUUAAAAGAUGCUGGUUCUUACGAAAGGCUAGCAGAAGAUACCUCUCCACGAAAAGGAGCAUCUUAUAAGAAUGAAGACGCAAUAAGAUUAGAAAAUAUGACAGCGACAAAUCACAACGACACUAAAGAUGUUCAACAGCCUGAGAAGAUAGAGUCCAUUGUUUGAAGCAUAUUGUUUACAUUAUUUUGUGAAUUGGAAACGAAGAUACGUAGGAACUGCCAAUUGAAGAAUUUUAAGAAUUGCAAAAUAUCACCUUCUUAUAUUUUGUUGAAAAUCAACAAUUUGGUAAACUUUCUGAAAUCGUUAAUACCACAGGUGAAGGAAAGCUAAGUUAUUUGGACGGACUUACCUUUCUUAAAACCCAUGUAAAUGUCAAACUUACAUGGUUGGCACAAUGCAAGUUUCUACACCAUGGUCAACAACAUGUAAGUCUCCACACCAUGGUUAGCAACAUGUAAGUCUCCACACCAUGGUUAGCAACAUGAAAGUCUCCACACCAUGGGAAAACAGCAUUUUACACAUUGUUUGUUUCAAAUAGUUAUAAGCCAAUUUAAACUGAUUUCACCAAUGUAGUAUAAGGAGCAACCCCUAUAAAAUUUAUGUGUUGUGAUAAUUAUAGUUUAGAAAUCAUUAA
Xenia sp. Carnegie-2017 is the source of this 4960-nucleotide messenger RNA. RefSeq names its product vascular endothelial growth factor receptor 2-like. Gene Ontology annotation, biological process: multicellular organism development; cell surface receptor protein tyrosine kinase signaling pathway; protein phosphorylation. Gene Ontology annotation, molecular function: transmembrane receptor protein tyrosine kinase activity; ATP binding. Gene Ontology annotation, cellular component: signaling receptor complex. NCBI's taxonomy places the organism in Eukaryota, Metazoa, Cnidaria, Anthozoa, Malacalcyonacea, Xeniidae. The record is from RefSeq and is a predicted model, not a curated record. The transcript has 15 exons.